Protopterus annectens (West African lungfish) is the source of this 7586-nucleotide messenger RNA. RefSeq names its product progranulin-like. Bases 142 to 3171 code for a protein of 1009 amino acids. Gene Ontology annotation, cellular component: extracellular region. The record is from RefSeq and is a predicted model, not a curated record. The transcript has 14 exons. NCBI's taxonomy places the organism in Eukaryota, Metazoa, Chordata, Ceratodontiformes, Protopteridae.
GUGGCUGAAAAACCCUUCAAAGGAAUUUUUAGUUUCACAUGUUUAGAAACGAAACUAAUCUGGGUAUUGAGCAACAGCAGUGCUUAUAAAAGUCCAGGAACUUCCACCAGAAUUAACUAAACCUUCCGCUUAACCAUCACAAUGUGGACAUUUCUCGGGGCUUUAGUGGUAGCAAGUAUUGCCACAGCCUCUGUGGUAUGUCCAGAUGGUAUUUCCUCAUGUCCUGACCAAGCAACAUGUUGCAAAACAGCAGGAUCAUAUGGCUGUUGUCCGAUGCCCAAUGCUGUUUGCUGCUCAAAUAAUAUAAACUGCUGUCCUGAAGGUUUUACAUGCAAUCUGGUCGCAGGAACCUGUGAAAAGAAAUAUGUGAAAAUCCCUUUAAUCAGCAAACUUCCCAUGCCUGAGAAGGAUGAGUUGACCAGUGCAAGCCUCAUGAAAGAGUCAGUUGUUCACUGUGACAGCACACACUAUUGUCUUGAUAAUACAACAUGCUGUAAGCUAAUAUCCGGAGCAUGGGGAUGCUGUCCCUACCCAAAUGCUGUCUGUUGCAGAGACCAUAGGCACUGCUGUCCUCAAAACAGCUGGUGCUUUUUCUCAACACAAUGUUUCUUAAAAGACAAUACCAGCAUACCAAUGCUGGCCAAAACACCAGCUCUUCCAUUUGUAGAGGAGCUAUCUGUAAUCUCUGAAAACCGGAGUUCUGUGAAUUACUGUGAUAAACUGGGUUAUUGCCCUAAUAACAAUACCUGCUGCAAACGACCAAAUGGACGCUGGGGUUGCUGUCCUUCUCAAACGCCUGUCUGCUGCAGUGAUGGUUACCAUUGCUGUCCUGCAAGUUACAGAUGUGAUAGCUCUUCAACCCAAUGUUAUCGAUCAUCUGAUGGCAACAUUAUCGAAUCAUACGAGAAAACACCUGCUCUGCUCAAUACUGAAGCUUCAUCUGCCAUUUCUGACAGUCUGAGUUCCGUAGUAUAUUGUGACAACCUGUACUACUGCCCUGAUGGAACCAGAUGCUGCAGAAGGCCAAGCGGAGGCUGGGGCUGUUGUCCUUCUCAAGCCCCUGUCUGCUGCAGAGAUGGUUACCAUUGUUGUCCUGCAGGUUACGGAUGUGAUAGCUCUUCAACCCACUGCUAUCGAUCAUCUGAUGGAAACAUUAUCGAAUCAUAUGAGAAAACACCUGCUCUGAUCAAUACUGAGGCUUCAACUGCCAUUUCUGACAGUCGGAGUUCCAUAGUAUAUUGUGAUAACCUGCAUUACUGUCCUGAUGGAACCAGAUGCUGCAGAAGGCCAAGUGGAGGCUGGGGUUGUUGUCCUUCUCAAGCACCUGUCUGUUGCAGAGAUGGUUACCAUUGCUGUCCUGCAGGUUACAGAUGUGAUAGCUCUUCAACACAAUGUUAUCGAUCAUCUGAUGGAAGCAUUAUCGAAUCAUACGAGAAAACACCUGCUCUGAUCAGUACUGAGGCUUCAUCUGCCAUCGACGACAGUCCGAGUUCCAUAGUAUAUUGUGACAACCUGUAUUACUGCCCUGAUGGAACCAGCUGCUGCAGAAGGCCAAGUGGAGGCUGGGGUUGUUGUCCUUCUCGAGCACCUGUCUGUUGCAGAGAUGGUUACCAUUGCUGUCCUGCAGGUUACAGAUGUGAUAGCUCUUCAACACAAUGUUAUCGAUCAUCUGAUGGAAGCAUUAUCGAAUCAUACGAGAAAACACCUGCUCUGCUCAAUACUGAGGCUUCAUCUGCCAUUUCUGACAGUCGGAGUUCCAUAGUAUAUUGUGACAACCUGUAUUACUGCCCUGAUGGAACCACAUGCUGCAGAAGGCCAAGCGGAGGCUGGGGCUGUUGUCCUUCUCAAGCACCUGUCUGUUGCAGAGAUGGUUACCAUUGUUGUCCUGCAGGUUACAGAUGUGAUAUCUCUUCAACCCGCUGUUAUCGAUCAUCUGAUGGCAACAUUAUCGAAUCAUACGAGAAAACACCUGCUCUGCUCAAUACUGAGGCUUCAUCUGCCAUUUCUGACAGUCGGAGUUCCGUAGUAUAUUGUGACAACCUGUAUUACUGCCCUGAUGGAACCAGAUGUUGCAGAAGGCCAAGUGGAGGCUGGGGCUGUUGUCCUUCUCAAGCACCUGUCUGUUGCAGAGAUGGUUACCAUUGUUGUCGUGCAGGUUACAGAUGUGAUAUCACUUCAACCCGCUGUUAUCGAUCAUCUGAUGGAAACAUUAUCGAAUCAUAUGAGAAAACACCUGCUCUGCUCAAUACUGAGGCUUCAUCUGCCAUUUCUGACAGUCGGAGUUCCAUAGUAUAUUGUGACAACCUGUAUUACUGCCCAGAUGGAACCAGAUGCUGCAGAAGGCCAAGUGGAGGCUGGGGUUGUUGUCCUUCUCAAGCACCUGUCUGUUGCAGAGAUGGUUACCAUUGUUGUCCUGCAGGUUACAGAUGUGAUAUCUCUUCAACCCGCUGUUAUCGAUCAUCUGAUGGCAACAUUAUCGAAUCAUAUGAGAAAACACCUGCUCUGAUCAAUACUGAGGCUUCACCUGCCAUUUCUGACAGUCGGAGUUCCAUAGUAUAUUGUGACAACCUGUAUUACUGCCCUGAUGGAACCAGAUGCUGCAGAAGGCCAAGUGGAGGCUGGGGCUGUUGUCCUUCUCAAGCACCUGUCUGUUGUAGAGAUGGCUACCACUGUUGUCCUUCAGGUUACAGAUGUGACAGCACUUCAACCCGGUGCACCCGACCAUUUGAUGGUGAUGUUAUUCUAUCAUCUGAAAAAACACCUGCUCUGGUUAGCACUGAGGCCUCAUCUGCCCUCUCCAUAAGUCGGGGUUCAGUGGUAUACUGUGAUAACAUUCAUUACUGUGCUGAUGGCUAUACUUGCUGCAGACAGCUGAGUGGACUCUGGGGCUGCUGUCCACUUGUUCAGGCUUCUUGUUGCCCAGAUGGUAUCCACUGUUGCCCCCAUGGCUAUGUCUGCACUAGUACUUCAACCGGCUGUGUACAUCCAUAUGGUGACAUUAUCCCGUCAGUUGAGAAGUUACCUGCUCUGGUUGAUGCUGAAUUGUCACCUUCCAUUUCUGAAGAUCAGAGUUCCGUCAUGCAUUGUGAUGACCAGCAUUAUUGUUCUAAAGGCACCACAUGCUGUAGACAUUCAAACGGAGAGUGGGAUUGCUGUUCUCUUGAGAACUAAAGAAGAACAGAAGAAACAUUUUUCAGUACAGUUUUGGUCAUCAAGAAUUGGACUGCAAGACACAUUGUCUUCAGAAUCAGCAUCUACUGUAUAGAAACAUGCCAUAAUAAAUGCUGUGAUUACCACUAUAAUUAAAAUGAAUAAUACAGCAAUGAGCGACAUUUCUCAGAAUAAAUUAUUUCCCAUUUUCUUUACAACAAACAUAUAAACAGAUGAGGAAUAUAUAUUGUAGGAUAAGAAUGAAAUGUAGCAAUUAUUAAAUAUUUGCACAAAGCAUUCAAAUUUAAAAUAUAACACAAAGAACUGUGCAAUUAUGUUUGAGUUAUCUGGUUGCAGUAUGCCAUAACAGUAAUUAAACUGGCAAUAGGUUACAGAAACAAAAGAUUGUAAAUGUUAAUUUGCAUAGGCAAAGCAUUCUAAAAGUGAACAAUAUUUGAGUUUGGUUAAUAAAGUGUAUAUACCUGCACUGUACUACUCACUGAUACCUCGUGACAGAUCAUGUAAGUUAACAGUGUUCUUGUUGGUGCUUUUGAUUUAAGCAGGUUUAUAUAACAUUUUCAAAAACAGUUUAACCAGGUUGACAUUCAGGACAUGCAGUUGCCCAGUUUCAAUCUACUGCUUUUCAGAAUCAUUUAUUUUAUUUUACUGUACAGUGUAAUUUCAUUUUCUUUCACUAAUUGUUAUAUCUUUAAACAAACAUAUCAUGUUCUGUUCUGCCACAAGCUUUAUCAGUAUCUUGCAUUUUCUGAUCAUAUCCACUUUAUUGAAUGCAUUUGCAGUUAUUGAAUCCUACUGCGUAUAGUAUAUCAUUUCUGGAUGUUGCAUGCUCCAGUCUUACCCUUUGUGAUCUGCUUGCUUCAUGCAGUCUGUUUCUGUUUUAGUCUCUGUGCUAAUAAUAUUCUUCGAUGUUUUUCUGACCUCAUAUUUUAACUCUAAUAUUAUUUCAUACUUUGAUAAUCUAACCACGUCACAAAUCCCAGUCAUGCUCACGUAUCUCAUGCAUUUUCAUAUAAAACAUUUUGUAAUACUCCUUUUAUUAAACCAUUAAUUGUAGCCAUUAUUAAAUCUGUUGUGUAUGCAUUGCUGAACUCAGCUAUAUGUUUCCCUUACCAUUAUCCCUUCUAUUUUAAACGUCCUUUCUGUAUCAAAUGACAUACAAACAUAAAUGCCUUUUAAUAUUGUUUUAGCCUGAAAUUGUAAAACAGGUGAGGAUAUAACCCUCUUAUAAAGUACAGAGAAUGCUAGUUACUGGGUAUGCCUGUUUGGUGUUAUCAUCAACAUGUUCAAAAUAUAGGACUUCUGUUGACUUCUCCAUCCUGCAAUUUGUCUUGCAUAUUGCCUCCUUUAUUCAUCCAUGUCUAUUGUUAUGACAUGUUUCAAUCCCACUGCCUCUGCUGACAUAUUCCAGAAUGAGAGCAUUAGUUAUCAGUCUGUCAGAUUGCAUGGUUUUCAGCCAAUAUUGUUUUGGCUAUUUCUAUUUCCCCACCAGUGUAAUUUCCAAUGUUUUCCUGACACUUUUACAUUUAGCCCAUAGUAUGAAGUUUCUAGUUUCAAGCAACCCUUCAGGCAGAAGUUCUUAAAAGACUACCAGCUGUCUUAUUGUUGCUUCAUUGUUUUUUCUUCAGCCACAAAUGGGUCCAAUUUAUUUCAACAUGUCUACAAAAAUAUCAAACAAAAUAUGGUAUGAUAGUUUAUUCUAGAUUAUUCUAUGCAGAUAAUUGAGAGCUGCAUAUGCUUCUUUUAGAUCUGAAGCCCAUACUUACUGUUAAACGUAAGCCAUGUUAGAAUGAAACGUGGAGAUGUGUUGGUACCUUCAGAAAGAUAAUUGCAAGCAAAAUGCAAGCUAAGUGAGAUAUUUAAUCUGAUCAAUGAAAUACAGUGAAGUCAUUUCUUGGGAAAAAAAUCUUGCGUGGUGCUGGAGAAUGAGUCACUCUCAGUUAAAUAGCCACAAUCUUAUGUGUAAGAUUUUGUGAUGAGUUAAAAAAUGCAUACAAGAAGGCAAACAAAAUAAAUCAAUGAAUGUCACAAUGAGUGGCCCCCUGAGGCCUACCACCAUCAACAGUGACAUUGUCAAAACAUGUUUCUUCAACUCCACCCUGAUUCAUCUAUAAGUCAGCCAUGCAGGCACCCCCUUCAUUAUAUACUGAAUUAUUUAAACAUGAUGUCAGUGAGUAUAUUAAUGAAGUACCUAGGUGAAUGGCUUACCUAUACCUAUGUAUAUCAUAUUCAUUGAAAUACUAUGAUACAAGGCAUCUGUCAUUUAAUUUUAUAACACAUUAUCUUUCCUCUGUGAAUCAGUAUUGCUGAAAGUCGGUGCACAAAACAGCACACAUACUUUCAAAUAGACUUUUUGUUAGAAUUUCCUGCAUAAGUUUCACUAGUAUAUCCUAAUGGGUCUACAGCCUUGUGCCUUACAUUAUUGUCAGGUAGUAAAUAUAGUCCACGCAGCACAAUUCUUCUACCCUGUUUCACAACCACCCUUGAUAAAUAACCAUCUAAGGAAAAUAGCAUUUGAAGUUUUACAUAUAGUAUGAACUCUCUGUUAUUGCUUUUUCUUCUACUUCAGCAUUCUAUUCAUAUGAAUCUUGUCUAUCCAUGUUGUGCUUCAGUAACAUCACUGUACCUAAAGGAAUAAAGUUAACUGAUUCCCAGUCAUAAGCUAAAAAAGCAACAAAACCACAAACUGAAGUAAAAACCAUAAAAGCUCAGUGGCUUACAAACCUUGGUCUAUUCAGAACAACAAGAUGCAAAUCUCAAAAGAAAUGCUGUAUAAUAGACAGGACCAUCAAACACUUCUUUAGUAUUUUUUUUUAAAAAUAAGUUAUUUCAUUUUGUUUCCCUACAAAACAUUAUCUGAUAAAUCCAAGGAAGUAGGGCCAAGAAUUUAUGUAAGAUAUCACUCCUCAACAGCCAAAGUGUUAGCAUUGAGCUAGCACACCCUUAAAGGCAGACUUGCAUUAUUUUCUUAAACCUUUCAUUUUAACAGACUGGAAAUAGAAAUACAUUCAUGAAUGCCUGGCCAAACAUCAGCUUGAAACACCAGCUGCCAAAAUACUUCUCUUCUUCUAUUUCUUGAAAAAAAAAUUAAAGGCUUUAAUAAGAUAAUGCAAGUCUGCCUUUAAGGGGCACCAGCUCAAUUCUGACACUUUGAUUGACUGUUGAGGAGUGAUAUCUUACAUAAAUUCUUGGCCCUUCUUCCUUGAAUUUAUCUGAUGAAGUUUUGUUGUGAAACAAAAUUAAAGAAUUUAUCUUAUUUUAAACAUUUUUUUAUUAAAGAGGUUUUUAACAGUCCUAUCUAUUAUACAGCAUUUUUUUGGAGAUUUGCAUCUUGCUUCUCUGAACAGACCAAGGUUUGUAAGCCAUUGAGCUUUUUUGUCUUUUACUUCAGUUUAUGAUUCCCGGCCAUCCUUCACUCUGCAUAUAGAUUGCGCUGGCUUAUCAACAAACCCCAAUUCCUUAAUCACUGUUUUAAGUUGUCAUAUCCCCCCCAUACUCUUGCCAAAUCUAUUAUUAAUCUACCCUCAUCAAGUCCUCCAAAAAUUGGUUUCUAUUUGCCUCAUACAGACUCAUCUUCACCUUCUAUAUCCUCUAGCCCAAGUAGUAGAGAAAUUUAACACAUUUGUCUAUAACCAUCCUUCUCACUUUUAUCAGUGAACUCAGGUUAUUUCUUAGAGCAAAGAUCAAAUCUUAGCUACUUACUGACAAUUUUGCCAGUGUAGCGCUAAAUUGAACCUAUUCUUUUUACUGUUAAUACAACUAUUGUUCAUAUUUAAUCUUAUACUGAUGUGCUUUGUCUGAGCUUAGUUAGAAUGUUUUGUAAAAAGUUCCAGAGUAAAGAUACCCUACAAAAAGCCACAAAGCAACAUACUCCAUGUAUAACGCCUGUUGACAUUUCUUCCUGCCAAAUUUCUUCCUAUGCCUCAUCUUCCUCACUGUUUUCCCUCACAUUUAGACCCUAUUUCUAAUGUAAAUAACCUGUCUACUGGAUGCCUGUCUCACUUUGAUUUGUUUGAUAUUCUUGACAAAAAACUAUCCUGAUCCUCAUUAUUUUAUAUGGUCUCAGUGUCUCAGCCAAACCUCUUUUAUCUGCAUAUGCAUUAGUCUUCCUUUGUGGCAAAUUGAAAUGUUUGUCUGUAAAUACAUUUUGCAUUUGCUCUGAAUUUUGUACUUUAUUGUAUUAGGUAUUUUUGAAUUUGCUUUGUCACUAGUAGGUUGUAAUUUAAAUAAAUAAAUCAAAUGAAUGUAUGCAGCUGAUGAGAUUUGAUUGAUAGAAGUACAAAUUUAAGGAAUAUAGGUGAUAUCAUUAUCAUGGCUAGGUAAACAGGAAAUAAAGCUGAUAAAGUCCUGAACAACACAGGAUGAAAGUGCUUUGUUCUGGUUUUACUUCAUGGAAUAAAGGUUUUUUUUUAUUAUUA